Messenger RNA from Styela clava, 5716 nucleotides. The record is from RefSeq and is a predicted model, not a curated record. Lineage: Eukaryota; Metazoa; Chordata; Ascidiacea; Stolidobranchia; Styelidae.
UCAACUACUAAUUGGUGUCAUUAUUGGGAUGAAUGCCUCUUCUAAAUUAGAUUUCGAUGCUAUUUUGUUAUUACAAUAUUGAACUACAGAAGCAUUUGGUUAAAAGUUCAUGAUAUCCCUCAAAAUUUAUCACAAAUGGAAUCUGUUGGCCCAAGUCACACGUCCGAUAAAAAGAAAGUUUUAUAUAAAAAAACAUUUCAAGAAGCUGGUAAAACUGCAUCUGCGAAUAAGAUAACAAUUGCAGAUUCAAUUCAGCUCACUCCUUCACUGUUCAUGCUGCAUUAUGAAAAAAUAUCUAAGAAUUGCAAUAUUUUCAGAGGUUGGCAGGUCCAUGACAAGUUUGGAAAAGUUCCAAUUGCUAUUAAGUCUAUUGAAUACAAUACAAAAAAUGAACAAAAAGUUAGGAACAUUUUAGAACUUCAAUCACACUCGAAUGUGAAUAAUAUAAUUCAAACAGGGACAUUCUAUUCUGGUCCCUUUAAACAGAUAUUCAUUGCUAUGGAAUACCGUGGAUUUCAAACUUUAACACACAGUUUUAAAGAUCCUGAGAAGCCCAAUUCUAGACAGCUCAAGCUCAAUCUAGUAAAGCAACUUAUUGAUGGUGUGGCUCAUCUUCAUACAAAUUAUAUAGUACAUGGGUAUUUACAUCCGGACAAUAUCUUGGUAUCAGACGAUGGACAACAUAUUAAAAUAAUAUGCCUAGGAAAGUACAGUCAAACAUUUUUUUUUACAUCGAAAAUGGGAGUGAUGCAAGAUGAAGAUAUUUGGAGCGCACCAGAAAUACAAAACAGUGACCGUUACAUUAUAACAAAACAAACAGACUUAUUCUCAUUGGCACUUGUCAUUUAUUACAUUUUGACUGAUGGAUCUCACCCAUUCGUUGAUUCCGAUGAUGUCAGAAAGAAAAACAUGAAACUAUAUAAACAUUUAGACUUAGCCCAAUUAGAAAGUGACAUGAAAGACUUAUUAUAUUGGAUGCUCAGAUUUAAUCCACAUGAGCGACCAAGUAUGGAACAAAUCCGGGGACAUAAAUGCUUUGGUGGUGAAGUUGUCUGCCCGUUCCCAGAACAAAGUUCCAUAGUAGGAACAGCUUCAACAAAAGGUAUCAUAUCGAGGAACAUGUAUGGAGAUACAUUGGGAAAACUAAACCGCCUGAAAAUAAAUGUAGAGAUUGAUAACCUGCAAAAAGAUCGUACAAAUGUAACUCACGUCACCACUUCUCUGUUCAUGCUUCACAAAGAAAAAUUUUCUAAGUGUGGUGAUGUAUACAGAGGUUGGCAGAUUCACGAUAACUUUGCUAAAACAAAAAUAGCCCUGAAAACACUUGAGUAUAACAAAAAGAGUAAAAAAGAAGUUAGAACUAUGUUGCACCUCACACCCCACCCAAAUAUAAUAGAUAUUAUUCAAUGCGGCAUUUUCUAUAGUGGAACACUAAAAAGAAUAUUUAUUGCAAUGCAAAUAUUUGGUUCCCAAAAUUUAAAAGACUUCAUUAUGAGAUCCAAAACAUCUAAGAGUGAACCCCUCAAACAAACACUGGUAAAACAAGUCAUUGACGCCAUAUCUCAUAUCCAUCGAAAUAACAUUAUACAUGGUGAUCUUCAACCUGAUAAUAUUUUAGUAUCCGAUCAAUUUCAAGUGAAGGUCAUAGAUUUUGGAUCAUGCUUAGAAAUAAAUAGUGGCGAAUCUACUACAGCUUUGAAUGUGGGGAGAAUUGGCACAGAUGGUUGGCGGGCUCCCGAGGCAUACAAUGCCGGUACCAUCUCAAAGAAAGCUGACAUUUUUUCCCUUGCACUUGUGAUACAUGUUAUAUUGACUGACGGAUUCCACCCAUUUGGCAUGGAUUCUGAUGAAUGGAAUAUUAACAUAAAACAAUACAAAGGGUUGAACUUGAGCAUAUUGGAUAAUAACAUGAUAGAUUUGCUCAGUUGGUUGCUCAGAUUAAAACCUCAAGAGCGACCAAAUGCAGAGCAAAUCCAGCAGCAUAUAAGCUUUGGGGGUAAAAUGGUUUGCCCUUUUCCUAAAGUAGGUGACAUCCAAUCCAAUAUAAUAGAAGAGCGAAUCUUGGAACUACAGCAUAAGCAUAUAUGGGAUAAUGAAGAUGAAAUGAACCAAGUACAACCAGUAAAGCAGGAAUUAAGGUUGAUAGAUUCAGUUGAGAGUGAAGUUGAUUUAAAUGAUUACCUGACCAUCAGCUCUGCUGAAAUGUCCAAUGGAACUCCGCUUUUCAUGCCAUCAUGGUGCAUGCAGGUUGGGGAUGCAAAAACAGAAAAAGUCACCAUUCAUGUUCUCCAACAAAAGGAAAAAACUUUAAAAUGGGAAAUUACUGAAAGAUUAUAUUUUAGUAACAAUCCAAAACUUAAAAUUCAAAGCAAAAUAGUCCCUGGACAAACUAAAGUCGGGAUUCCCUUAAGCCCGAUUAAUCAUGAUAUAUUUAAAGUAAAAUGCCAUUGGUUUAUUUUUGCACAUUUGAUAGAACAAAAAUACAAUCUAGGCUUUUCAUUAGCUGAUUCUCUAUGGCAAGAUUCAGUUAAUACGAAAAUGGUAUCAGAAAAUUUCAAAAUACUCUUAUCCUUCAAUACUUUCGUCGCUAAACUGAAUGACAACAUCAAGUUUUAUAUCACUUGUCCGACACAUGGACGCAGCAAAAAAAUUUCCACAUUUUGCAUAGAUCAACUCCUUACAAAACAGAUAUCACCCAUGUUCCCAAUUUUAUUGCCUUGUCAUAAAGAAUGCAAACAGACUGAAUGGAAUUGUCAGCUUGUGAAAAGCAGCUUAGGAAGCGAUGCUGAUACAGAACUGGGAGUUGAUGAUGACAUUCUCGUAAAUAUUCCUACCAAUUCUGUGUUUGAAACAGUUUCUAAAGCAUGGCGUAAUGUUAUAUAUGAGAAAAAGCCUUCUACUCAUCACAUUGAUGAACUUUGCUCUGCCAUCACCUAUUCAUUGCAGAGAACAGGGAGAAUACAGGAGGUUUACAAUGAAAAAUGUGGCUAUGGACAAAAUGAAAACGAAUUGCUAGCUGCAUCUGGUAAAAUAUAUGAAGACAUAAUUCAUGUGGAAUGGCAGCCAGAUGAUACUAAUUUUCACAGAUAUUCUGUGGAAAUUUACCACAAUAAUAUGCGUGAAAAAUAUUUUGAAACAAAAGCGAGAUCUUUAAGACACAAACUUCUUGAUUUCAACAAGAUUUUCAAAGAGUAUAUCUUCAAAAUUAGCGGAAUUUAUUGCUCUGGAUGUUCUAGUGAUGCUGCUUUGUUAAUGUUUUCACAAUCAGAUUCAGUGAAAAACGAUACAAUGAAAGUUGUAGCUAAAUCAGCCAAUAACUCGAUUCUUGUGACGUGGCCAAAUACCCAAAUGGUAAAAUUCUAUCGAGUCCAAGUUUAUGGUGACGAUUACCCAGAAGAUAUUUUUUCAACAACUUCACGUGUGUUCCAGUUUAUGGAUGUUCAGCCAUCAAAAUUAUAUUACUUUAAAGUUCAAGCAUUUCAAACCACUUCCAUUAAGAAUGAAGUCAUUAAAUGUGGCCUGUCAAAUUGUGUGCUCCUUAACACAGACUCUGAUAAUUUUCAAGAAGUCAAAGUUUCAGUCAUUGAAGGAGACUUUUUCCUCAGCUGGAAUCCACAAGAAAACCUCGAUCAGGAUUACGUUGUAUCAGUCUUCUACACAGAUAUGCUAUUUCAUGAGAUACAAACGUCAUCGCCUGCUGCAAGAUAUACUCCGCAUCAACCAUCCGUGGAAUAUUUUUUCAAGGUUCAAUCUGGUGAUUUCGAGGCCUUUUCACAGAAUGUGACAUCAGCCCCUGGCAACGUAGUUUCCUUCAUCAAAGAAAAUAAGAUACAUUUAACCUGGGAUGAUGUGAAAAAUGCUUCAUUGUCUGUUCAAAUUAGAGUUCUUCAUCAUGGACAGGAAUCAGGAACAUAUAUUGGAAAAGAUGGCAAAUUCACUCUGAGCACGUUUCAACCAGCUUCAACAUAUUCAUUUCAAGUUUGGACCAGAGACAAAUUUGGUAUCGAUAGUGCUGUUGUCACUACCAAUGAGGUCAUUACUCCCAAUCAAGCAGCCAAUCUCGGAAGGGGUGAAGCUGGCAUCAAAAGCUUACCAGAGACAUACCUUGGCCAGAAUAUACAUGUUUACCUUAAUACACCUUUAAGAGAAGGUUACAAUGUGUAUGAAGGAUAUGUUGAUUUUGGCUCAUCUCGCAAAAAAGUUGCAGUUAAAGUGCUGGGAAUACGAAGUCGUCAGCAUGCUUAUCGAGAACUUAUUCACGCAAUGGAACUGCGUCACAGAAACAUUGUCGAAUAUAUCAGAUCUAGUUCAUCUACAAUGUCUACAGAGAUGUACAUUGCUAUGGAACUGUGUAUGGUAGAAACACUGCAUGAAAAAGUUUUGAAUAAAACUUUAAAAGAUCUUAAUAUUGAAUACAAAGAUGUAUUGUACCAAAUAUCAUCUGGUAUUGAAUACAUGCACAAAAUGGGAACCUUACACAGGGAUCUGAAGCCGCAAAACAUUUUAAUCUCUUUGGAUGGAAAGACUAUUAAAUUAUCAGACUUCGGUUUAACUAAGAAAAUAUCUCAUAAAACCCAAGCCACAAAAUCUUCACAUUACAUAGGAACACAGGGUUGGGCAGCACCUGAGCAAUUUAAUGCUGAAAGAAAAACAUUGUCCACAAAAAGUGAUAUAUAUUCUGCUGGGUUAAUAUUUUAUUUUGUUCUAUCAGAAGGUGAACAUCCUUAUGGAAAAGAUAUGCGUAAAUGUCAAAUGGCUAUGGUAGAGGGGGCAGAGUAUGAUAUGUCUCAUUUAAAAGGACCUGAAGUUAUACUUGCUCAGGAUAUCAUUUCAAAAAUGAUUGUAUAUAAUUUAGACAAUAGACCCAAUGCAGAAGAGGUGCUUGACCAUCCCUUUUUCUGGACGGUUUCUAAAAAGUUGUCAUUUGUUUUUAAUGUGGGUAAUUGUCUGGGAAGAAGAAAUUUAAACAAUAUAUUGAAUGCUAAGUGGAUAAAAAAUCAUAGUGAUUGCUGUAAGUGGAAUGUAAAUGAUGCGAUUCUUAAAAGAAUUUUGCCCCCAAGCUAUAGCACUCGUUACAAGUCCCAUAAGGUUACUGAUCUUGUACGCUUUAUACGUAAUACAUAUCUUCACAACAGAAAUAACAUUUUUAAAUCCAUGCCCCAUCUUUAUUCGUAUUCUGAAGAACAUUUCCCUCAUCUUUUCAUUUUUUUGUAUAAUGAAUUCAAAGUUUUUGUCAGAGGGCCAAUAGACCCAAUGAUACCAUAUUGUUUUAAAAAAUUUUUUGAUUUGUCAUAAAGUUUACCGUACAAAAGAUUUAUGAUAGUUGUCUUUGACUAAUUUAUAUUUUUGAUCAAUUCAGUAUUCAUUAGCUGCAACUUUAAAUAAGAGUAAUUUUCGAAAUGUUAGUCCACAUGAUAUGGGUUGAAGGUUUAUAUGGAUUUUUAAGCCUGGUAAUAAUUGAUUUUAGUUUUUGGGAACUUUUUGGGGCAAAAUUUGCAAUUAUAGCACAUUUUGUACUUUUUUUGAAACAAUGCAAAUAUUUUUAGAUUAUUGUUACAAUGUUAUAUACUGUAUUUUGAAUUUUUAUCACAAUUUACUAGCAUAUUGGUCUAUAGUUUGAAUAUUAAUUGUGGAACGAUUCAUAGUCAUAAAUGAAACUACUUAUGCACGUUAUGUACUUUAUUGAGACUCCUAAAUUCUCUAUAAUCACUUUUUU